AUGGCCUCAAAGAAAUCUACCCGCAAAAGGCCCGUGGAGUGGGAGGAGCAUUCCCCUGGUGAUCGUGGAAAGCUUGUCAAGCACGGCAGGUUGACAACGGCAGCCGAGGGGUUUUUCGAAGCACUGAGUACCGGAGGCUGGUGUUACUCAUUGCUUUGCCAAUUUGGGCAGCGACCAUCCCGCCAUCCUGGAAGCUGUAAUAAGAGCGAAGCAAGUACCAAGGUUCCUGAGAUCAUUACUUGUCCUUCCGAGCUUGUGGCCUUGUCCGCAGCACUGGGAUAUGCCCAGGUCACGGGUAUUCCGCAAUGUGUUCUCGUACAUGUUGACUGUGGAACUCUGGCUAUGGGACAAUCCAUCCACAAUGCCUCAGCGAGCAGAGUGCCGGUUUUGUGUUUUGCGGGUCUCAGCCCCUUCACUCAAAACGGGGAACUGCUAGGCUCAAGAACCGAAUUCAUACAUUGGGUGCAAGACGUGCCUGAUCAAGCAGCGAUUGUCCGCCAAUAUUGCCGUUUUGCAGGGGAGAUCAAGACUGGACGAAAUAUCAAGGAGAUGGUGUAUCGAGCUCUGCAGCUUACUAUGUCAGACCCUAAAGGCCCGGCCUAUUUGACUGCAGCGAGGGAGGUUCUUGAAGAAAGUGUGGAGAGGGAAUAUCUCGGAGAGCAAACCCUCUGUCCGAUAGUACCCAGUGCAUUGCCAGAGUCGGAGGUGGAAUUGAUUGCGACUGCACUUAUAGGCGCAAAGAGACCGCUGGUCAUUACGGGAUAUCUGGGUCGCAAUCGCCAAGCUCCUUCCCUACUAGCAGAGCUUUGCGAUAAGCUGCCAAUAAGUGUGGUGGAAAUGGUAGGCUCUGACAUGUGUUUGCGGAGUGACCAUGAAGGGUAUCUGGGCGUCACUGUCACUACACACUUAGAAGUCUGCGAAGCGGAUGUGAUUCUAAUCCUGGACUGUGAUGUGCCAUGGAUCCCUACCGCUGGAAAGCCACAGAAGGUAUUUUCUUUCAAUAUGACUCGCAGACUCCGAGUCAGUUGCGCGAUUGCACUGAAGCAACUCAAUGCCUUUCUCGACAAGCAAAGCAUUGACAGAGGGCGCUACACCAAAGCGUUUGAAGCACGCAGCAAUCGCUAUCAGAGUUGGCGGGAAAACUUACGCAGUUUAGAGACUGUAUCUGUGAAAGGUGUCAUCAGUACUCCGUACUUGACAUCUAGACUGCGAAACUCCCUUCCACAGGACACCAUCUAUGUUCUGGAGGCUGUCACCAACGCGGGGCAUGUUAUCAAUCACCUCAACCUAACUCAGCCAGGUUCUCUUGUCGGCACUGGGGCCGGUGGCUUGGGAUGGGGCGGCGGUGCCUCGCUGGGUAUCAAGUUAGCCAAGCCAGAUUCCUUCAUCUGUGCAAUCAUCGGAGAUGGAUCAUAUCUCUUCAGCCAGAUGGAGAGCGUGUAUUGGAUUGCCCGGCGCUAUAACAUUCCAUUCCUGUGUAUCGUGUUAAACAACAGCGGGUGGAAUGCACCCAAGGUGUCGGCUCUUCUUGUCCACAAGGAUGGGUUGUCGUCAAAGUCGAACAUGGGUGAUCUCAAUCUCUCGUUUAAUCCCUCGCCUGACUAUCCUGGAAUUGCCGCUGCUGCUGGUGGUGCAUGGGGUGCAACUGUCAAGGUACCAGAAGAGUUGGAUCCAGCUCUCAAGGAGGCAAUACAUGUUGUCCGCAAUGGACGAUGUGCUGUCGUUGAUGUGGCUGUGCCGUCAAUGUGGAAGGAGAAUUAG
This is a messenger RNA of Penicillium lagena, 1761 nucleotides long. RefSeq lists its product as uncharacterized. Bases 1 to 1761 code for a protein of 586 amino acids. The record is from RefSeq and is a predicted model, not a curated record. Gene Ontology annotation, molecular function: magnesium ion binding; acetolactate synthase activity; thiamine pyrophosphate binding. Gene Ontology annotation, biological process: L-valine biosynthetic process. Lineage: Eukaryota; Fungi; Ascomycota; Eurotiomycetes; Eurotiales; Aspergillaceae. The transcript has 13 exons. Gene Ontology annotation, cellular component: mitochondrion; acetolactate synthase complex.